GGUCCGAAGAGCCCGACUGCUGCGUUGGGCGUUCCGUUUAAAUGGAGAGAUUAUCGUUUAUCGCUGUUUCGGAAGGGUCGUGCAUGUUCCUUUUAAACAUGCCGUGAGCAAUGCGGAAAUUUGGAAGCCCCGGUACUUUGCCGGCAGCCGCUGCCUUGUUCGUGGUAUUGGCAGUUGUCUGGACAUUGUGGAACCUGAGGGUUUUCGAGAGGGCCGUCUCUCCCGUUACUCUAGGGAGAAUGAGCGGAGAAACGCUGGACUACUUCCUCGGUAGAGCGCUCAUACAGGAGAGGGACGCGGCGGAGAUAGUGUGGUACCACGCAGCCAACAGCAAGAGCAAGAUUGCAGAAGCGCUGAGAAGUUCUGCCCACAUGAUCGAAGCGGACGUCAUCCUGCGGGGCGAGGCCCCCCGAGAGCCUGUCAUGGCCCACCCGCCCGACACCGACAGCGACAUCACCCUGCGCGACUGGCUGAACGAGGUGCUGGCGUCCGACAAAGGCAUCAAGCUGGACUUCAAAAGCCUGCCCGCGGUGCGCCCCUCCCUGAGGCUGCUGGAGCGCGUGUGGGAACGCCUGCAGGGCCCCCUGUGGAUCAACGCGGACGUCCUGCCUGGCCCCGGCGGCGGGGGCAGCCGGCCCCUGGACCCCGAGGCCUUCCUGGCCGAAGUGGGCGCCGCGCUGCCGGGGGCGGUGCUGUCUCUGGGGUGGACCACUGGCGGGAGCCCCCAAGCUGACAACACAGGGUACAGCUGGGAGAUGGUGCGGGAGAUGGAGGCGGUGUGCCGUGCCCUGGCGCGGCCGGUGAGCUUCCCCGUGCGGGCCGCGCUCCUGCGGCCCUCCUUCGCUCAGCUGCGCUGGCUCCUGCAGCAGUCCGACAGGUACAGCCUGACGGUGUGGACGGGACAGGGUGACAUCUACCCUGAGGAGGACCUGCUGCUCUUUCGGCAGGACUUUGACAAGAGCAGAAUCUAUUACGACGUCCCAGAAGCCCAGGGCGUCCUGCUCACGAAAGGCCCGGGCUAGCCUCGCGCCCGGGCGGCCCUGUCCCGCCUCACGGCAGAGCUCGGGGUCUCACUGCCGCGCGGGGGAGCAGGGGAGUCUCCGCGCAGCUCUGGGAAGGGAACCGCAUCUGAGGAGGGCCUUUCUGGAGUGCGAAAGACAGCAAAAGGCAUCACACGGGUACAUGCAUUCAUUGUUCAAUUUCAUAUCUAUGCAUUUUUAUGUAUUUUAUAUGGUUUUAUGUGUGUAUUCAUGUAUAGAGCCUUGAGAAUGAUAAGAGUUGAAAGGUGCUCUGUAAGAACUGGUGCAAUAAAGCUGCAUAGAAUACUGUAUCAACACA
Molecule: messenger RNA, 1338 nt
Organism: Lepisosteus oculatus (spotted gar)
Lineage: Eukaryota; Metazoa; Chordata; Actinopteri; Semionotiformes; Lepisosteidae
Source: RefSeq, a predicted model, not a curated record